Trichoderma virens Gv29-8 is the source of this 1170-nucleotide messenger RNA. RefSeq lists its product as uncharacterized. The transcript has a single exon. The annotation marks the transcript as partial. The record is from RefSeq and is a predicted model, not a curated record. Gene Ontology annotation, cellular component: nucleus; cytoplasm. Gene Ontology annotation, molecular function: poly(ADP-ribose) glycohydrolase activity. Gene Ontology annotation, biological process: regulation of DNA repair; nucleotide-sugar metabolic process; carbohydrate metabolic process. Lineage: Eukaryota; Fungi; Ascomycota; Sordariomycetes; Hypocreales; Hypocreaceae.
CCGAAUCUGUUACUACCUUGCUCGCCGUCAUGGCGGUGCCUUGACCGCUUCAGUCUUCUCGAUGAAGAAGGUGAAGAUGGGCAGGUAGCAUUUUGGGCGCUGCUUCAACGUAUACUCCAGCAGCCUGUCAACUCCCCUGCUCAGCUUAUCGAUGUUCUCGACACAAUUGCUAAUACGAGCUGUGGCUCUUCUGGGGCAGCCAGCGAUUUCGGAACACUCAGAGAAGCUGUGGAGCAUCAUAGUGAUACAUUCUUCUCAAGGCUAUGGCCCACUAUUGUGCAGCUCUCGCUAAUGCUACCGGAUCACUUCCCGGGAGGUAUCAUCCCAGUACUACGACCAGGGGACAAGUUGAGUCUCACAAGAGACAUGGUUGCAUGCCUUGUGGCUCACCAGUUUCUCUGCACUCUUCGGUCUCCUCCCUGGCGUGAAGGAUAUCACGACUUUGGUAUUUGGUAUGGCUCUGGGCAGCGACACCCACAGGCAGUGCGAAUGUAUCUCGCGGCGGUCUUCCAAUAUUUUGAAGAAUUUAGUGCGGAUUCUCGGACCAGCCCAGAAAAUUCCGUUGAUACUGGAGUAGAAUUCUUUUUACAUGCCUUUGAUGGCCCUGGAGGCCCCAUAAUGGGAAAUUGGGAUCAAGUUCGGCUGCGGAGCUUCAAUGUUGUUCAUGUCCAAAAGUUCAGUACAGAGCAGCAAGAAGUUGCUUAUCAAGGCUACGAUGGCGCCGUGGUAGUCUCCGCUAAUAAAGAUAUUGGUUUCGGGCAAACAGCGACUCAGGAGGAGCUUUAUAUGGGUAACUGUCCCGAGGCCUGUCCCGCAGUGCUCUUCACGCCAACGCUCCGGCAUGACCAUAUUCUGGCUAUUCAUGGAGCUCGCCCCAUGCUGAGAAUCUUAGGCCAACGACGUGACAUUGCUUGGGAGGAACUUGGGCCGGGGGCUAGACAAGGAGGUAGAAUGCUGCUCAUGGAUGCACUGGAGCUCGAUGAGGCGGAUGAGUGUGGGAUAUUACCUGAUUUGAAGCAGGCAAACAUUCUGCGUGAGAUACGAAAGGCAUAUACGGCGUUUUCAUCCUGGACGGGCGGCGAUGCUCCGACUGUAUGGACGGGACUAUGGGGCUGCGGCGCAUUUAAUGGCGAUCCUGCUGUCAAAGUGAUUAUCAUGUGGAUAGCGGCC